This is a messenger RNA of Nomia melanderi (Alkali bee), 1682 nucleotides long. The record is from RefSeq and is a predicted model, not a curated record. NCBI's taxonomy places the organism in Eukaryota, Metazoa, Arthropoda, Insecta, Hymenoptera, Halictidae.
AGGUAAAGUUAAUAUAAUUAUAAUAAUAUUAUAUGAUAUAUCACAUAAUAGCGAUGUACACUUAGAAACACUAUCGAUCUCCGAGAGACUUGCAUCACUCGAAUCAGUUCGAUUCCACGACGACACACUUCCCGAUCAAAUUCCUCGAGCUCUCUCGCCAACCUCCGUCGUGGUCACUGAUCGUCUAACGGACUAAUGUAUGCCAAACUCACUCAGUCACACGACAAAGUGCUUUUAGUCUGUAAGGAAUGAAAGAGAAACGCGUCACACUCCCUCGCAAAACGGCACAGCCUCGCGUUAUGUCUCGCUUCUCCCGCGUUCGCCUUCCUCGCCCCGUACUCUGGAGAAUGUCUCUCGUAUCCAGCUAACCUGCGUCUCCGCGAUCAGUACCCGGAGCUUCCGUUUCGGCUCUCAAUUCAAUCCAAAAUGACGGGCGGAGCUGGUCGUUGCCAGUUUUGUCACCAGCAGCAGCCGCACGCUAUGCACUCGUCGUCGUGCUGCCAAUCGGAGCACCGUUGCCAGUUCGAUCCUGGCCACGACGAGCCGAGGAGGAGUUACCCUUGCCACAAGUGCGGUAACGUUUUCACGCGUAAGAACAAUCUGUACAAUCACCUCAAGUUCCAGUGCGGACAGUUGCCUAGGUUCAACUGUCCGUACUGCUCGUACCGCACCCGGCACUCGUCGAACGUGCGGUCCCACGUGCGCAGGAUGCACCCCGGCCAGAGAGUGUUCGUCCUGGACGUGAGGGGCAAACAGGAAAGCCAGCAGCAAUGGGUAUCCUAGGCGAGGAGGAGGAUCUUUGUGAAAUUUGGGCUCUGAAUAUUACAGGAUGGAUCAGUGGUGUGGAAGUAAAAAUUGGACGUGUGCAUUAAAAUUUGAUUCUAGGUAGUUGAUUGUUGGAUUAUAAUUAACUAUGGUUAGUCAUGCGAAGUAGCAUGCUAUUGAUUGAGAAGUUUUCUCCUAGUUUUAAGUAAAUUAUUGAACAGACUUAAGGCGCUUUCUUUUCUAUCUUCUUAAUAAUGUUGUGGCAUGUUGCAAUACUUUUUUAUUUGAUUAUUGUAUUGCGCCGUGGUCACCUUUUUGUGUAUUGUAACACUGAUACAUAUCAUGCAAUCUUUCCAAAUUGAUUUUUCUGAAGACAUUAUUACAGGAAAAGAUUGUGUUACGUGUUUUCGAGUCACGUUGCUUUCUGUCUCGAAUCACCACGUUUCACCCUGCGCGUCAUCCCUAUGGAGUUGAGAAUAUAGACUCUGAAUUCUGUGGUGUCUGAAAAUUGCGUUCACAGAAACGAUGGAAAAGUGCAGCUGUGCUUCUCUACUAGGCUACCGAAACCACCCCGUUUCUCGAAAGUGUAGUCACUUAAGUCAAUAAAAACUCUAAGUGUUCGUGAGUCUUCCUCUUGAUGUUAGAUCUUUUCUAACUCCAUUUUCCUCCGGCUUGUGUCUGUCAAGUGUAGCGUAAGAAAGUAUUAGUAUUAAACAGUUGUCUACUAGAGAGGCAUCGCUGUUCCUCGAAACUACAAAAUAUUUAGUGAAUUCGUCGUUGAAAGACUAUAACCGCGAUAUAGGUAGUUACCGUAAUCUGUAACGAUCGUAAGUCGACCUUAGAUUCCGUACUUUGUACAGAAACAUGUAAUUCAGAUGAUAUUUUAUUAUUAAACGUGUCUUGAGUAAACAGUACAA